CGGCUGACGUAAUUCUCAUGUCAUUUCUAAUUGUACGUGUUUGCGAUACUUUACUCGUACAUUUGUGUAUUAAUGUUCAACUAGAAAAUUUACUCGCUAUAUUCGCGAUAUUUUCCAAGUUGAAAUGGCUACUCUUGAUACAACGAAGUUCUCUUCGAGCCCUCCCAUCUAUUGGUAUACAUUCGCUUUCGAAGAAAAUUACUCUCCGGAACGUGGUCGACGAUGGAUGAACGAAAAUUACUGGAAUGCGUAUCUCCUCUGCGGAAUAUACGUUUUUUUAAUAUUCUCCAUACAGUUUUAUAUGCGAAACAAGCCUCGAUAUGAUCUACGCAGACCUCUGGCGCUUUGGAGUGCUGCUCUUUCUGUAUUCAGCAUCGUGGGAGCGAUGCGAUCAGUACCUGAGUUAUACCACAUGCUGACGAACUACAGUUUAUACGAUACAGUCUGCUAUCCAAUUGUUGGAAACCAAGCCAAAACGACUGAAUUUUGGACCUGGCUGUUCAUUUUAUCCAAGCUUCCUGAAUUGGGAGAUACUAUGUUCAUCGUAUUACGCAAACAACCGCUGUUAUUCUUACAUUGGUACCAUCACGUAACCGUCUUACUCUACACGUGGUCAGCCUUCGCCGAAAAUUCAUCUUACGUAAGAUGGUUCGUUUCGAUGAAUUACAGCGUCCAUGCUUUCAUGUACUCGUACUACACCUUGCGAGCUUUACGUUUCUCCGUUCCAAAAUUCGUUAUGAUUUCGAUAACGUUUUCUCAAAUACUACAAAUGGUGAUGGGAUGCAUAGUGGUCAUUUUGGCCGUUUAUUAUCGCUUAACGGAGCAGCCAUGCCAGGUCUCUAAUAAGGAUAUUUUCUUCUGCUGGUGCAUGUAUUUCAGUUAUUUGAUACUGUUCAGCAGAUUAUUCUAUAAAUUGUAUUUGAGUCCAUCGAAAACGAAACCGUCCUCUAUCCCUGAUAAUACCAAGAUCAAAGGAAAGUAAUCACUCGUCAAGUGCCUGAUACUUGUAGAAUAUAUUUAUUUAGUUAGAUCCUUGAUACGUAUUGCAUGUAAGUAUUGUAAGCAAUUAUUUUCCAAUAAAGAAUAAAAUUUAUUCUCA
Molecule: messenger RNA, 1099 nt
Organism: Planococcus citri (citrus mealybug)
Lineage: Eukaryota; Metazoa; Arthropoda; Insecta; Hemiptera; Pseudococcidae
Product: very long chain fatty acid elongase 6-like
Exons: 2
Coding region: 125-982 (285 amino acids)
Biological process (GO): sphingolipid biosynthetic process; fatty acid elongation, saturated fatty acid; fatty acid elongation, polyunsaturated fatty acid
Cellular component (GO): endoplasmic reticulum membrane
Molecular function (GO): fatty acid elongase activity
Source: RefSeq, a predicted model, not a curated record